Messenger RNA from Chelmon rostratus (copperband butterflyfish), 888 nucleotides. RefSeq lists its product as uncharacterized. The transcript has a single exon. Gene Ontology annotation, biological process: G protein-coupled receptor signaling pathway. The record is from RefSeq and is a predicted model, not a curated record. Gene Ontology annotation, cellular component: membrane. Gene Ontology annotation, molecular function: G protein-coupled receptor activity. NCBI's taxonomy places the organism in Eukaryota, Metazoa, Chordata, Actinopteri, Chaetodontiformes, Chaetodontidae. The coding region runs from base 1 to 888 and encodes 295 amino acids.
AUGCUCCUCUCCAACACCACAGACUCUCGAGCUGAAGGAGUCCCCCUCUCGGUGGACUUCGACAGCCCGCAGGAUUUUUUCAUCUUUAUUUUCCAGGUUUCUUUCGCCUCGAGCGCCGUCCUCGUGGCCGGACCCGUGGCCAUUACCAUUCUGUCCACCCGAGCGCUGCGCCUCCAGAACAGGUUCAUUUUCAUGCUGAACACCAGUAUUUGUGACACGCUGGUCGGGUUCUCGGUGUAUUAUCUUGGUCUGUUUGAUGUUCAGGAGGGCUAUCCGUCUAGAAAUGGCACUUAUAAUGUUUUACCGUCACUUUUAGGGGUCAAUAUACUGACGUUCAUGUUCGCGCAGUUUGACCGGUACGUCGCCGUUUGUCACCCGUUCAUCUACACGCGCUUCAUCACGCGACGGGUGGUCAUCUCUGCCAACGUCUACUGCUGGCUUCACGUCUUCUCUCAGCUCAUCAUUUUGAACAUUUUGCCACUUUCUAAAUCGAUACAAAUGUACGUUGUCAGUAUUGUCAGCUUUCAGGCCAUUGUGCUCACCAAAGUGGUCAUGACCAUCAAACUGUAUGUUGUCGCCAGGUACCAGCUGGAGAGAGACCCUCCCAGCGCCGAGAGGGAAAGCAACAAGGAGUCGUUAAGAAUCAUCAUUUUCGUUGUCAUCAGCUUCUUGGUGUUGUGGUGCCCCUCUUUUGUUAAUAUCGCCCUCAGGUUGCUGAUGGGAGGGGGGGUGGUAUUUAGAAACGAGGCCACCAAUCUUUUCGCCAUCAUGGCUCGUUUAAACGCUGUGUUCACAUCGGCGGUGUACAUGUGGGGGAGUCCGACUCUGAGGGAGGCCAUGGUAAAGGCGGUGUGGGGCAGAGUGUGUCCGAGGUGCAGGAGGAGGUAA